ACCAUCUUAAAUUAUUAUUAUAAUCAUUAACACUAUUCCCAGCAUCUAAAAUUAUUAUAAUAAUUACUAAAUUUAACACAUUUUUUUGUUUGUUUGAAGGAACCGUGCUGUCAAAGAAACUUUUAUCCUUUUACACAUACGACUGUUACAUGAUGAUUAUCCACUGGAUUUAUUAAUAAAGAUUUUAUUACUCUACCAGUAAACACUGGGAAACAAACGAAACCAUCUGGGAAAAGAGAUUAGUCGAUACCAUGAAAGUUCUUAGCAGCCUCAGAAGUGCUGUUUUCGAGGAGCAGCAUCGUCUCGGAAACAUGGAUCUGAUACUCUUGGGAGUCCCUCCCUGGGAACUUGGGAACGUUAAUCCACUGAAUCGAACACGAGGGUGCCUCCGUAUCUACGCCCGUGGAAUGGACCCUUGUGGGGUUCGUCCGCAAAGAACAGGACGUUGUUGUCGUUCACCCACCAACUUGCUUCGGAACAUCCUGGAAUGUCUACCUUGACGAGGCACCCUGUGUGCGUCUCCUUCAACUCGUAAACGGAGUCGGUACCGGUUUUCUGAAAACGAUUGUGGUCUAGAACAAAAGACAGAAACGACAAACGUGUAUUAGUAAGAUUUUAUUUUUGUAAGAACAAAGAAAAGAAAACAAAAUGUUAUGUGUAAUGAAAAAUUUACAAACCGGAGAGUAGUUGUCUUCCCGGGACCGGGAGUUGGUUUCCCAAAAAGCUAAAUACACAGCCCAUGUUUGCAUUAAUUAAUGGGUUAGUGGAUCGGAUCUAUUUAUAGAAGUAAUGGCUGGAAACUAGGUUAGGUUAUUGUUAAGAAAGUUAGGGUCUUACGCGGCGGGCCCAUAUAGUAAUAAGGCCUUUAAUACUCAAAUCUGACGGCUAAACAGUAUUUGAUUAGUUUGCAGUCAAGCUGUUCAUCAUGCCUUUGAGUAAUUCCAUCCCGUGAAUGCAGCAGUGGAAUCAGAUAUUACGUACGAGUAACCUCCAUUGUUCUUGGUAUCUCCUCCUUUGAAUGGCUGCAUCAAGAAAGUUCUCUCAGGGAUACUCUCAACUGGUUUGUUCCCUUGUUAGCAAAAGGUUGUUCUAACAUAAGCCAUGAUCUCGUGGCCUGGCCAUGGCGUCCCAAAACGGAAUGUUCGAACAGACACUGAGCAGAAACACAAAGGUAGUGACUGCCAUGAGACUCAAGAAAACUGACAUCAUCUCAUCUCUGAGGAAAGAUAUGGUAGACAAGUCAGAAGAAACUUCCGCUGAGAAACAAUCCACUGGUCCAUGGCUGUUUUUCGUGUCUGAGAAUGGCUAUGCAAAGCGUGUUCCUCUGAAUAGCUUCAAGCCUUCUCUUGUUGGUCUAAUAGGAUCCAAGCUCGCCCAGGAUGAUCGUUUAGCUGAGGAUGUAAGUGCUGAAGUUCUUCGAAAUGCCACUUCAUCAGACCAUAUCUUGCGGUUUAACAACAUCCCACAGAUUAAGAUGGUGGUUUACUUGGAGAGCUUGGUUGAAGAGAUGAAUAUUAUCUACUUGAAGCUUUGCAGCAGGGCAAGUCACCAAACCAGUGGUUGCUGGGGCCAGCGGGACUUAUGCACGUCGAAGUACAAUUUGGUCAUGCAGUUGAAAAAGGAAAGGUGUCUCCUAUUAAGGAAGUCACACCUCCACAAAUCCCCGAAGAUGUCAGCUCUGCAACUAAGAGUGGGAAGGUCCGGGCUCCUACUCACAUCAUCUCCACCAGCUCUGAUGACAGAGGAGAGGAACCAUAUAAUUUUAGACCAAAAAAAAAGAAAAAAGGAACCAUGUGCUAUUGUGGUGUGCCAAUGUCUUCGAUCAUUGAACAAGGAUAUGGCGUGGGAGAUGUCAUUUGAGAUAUGCAUAAUGUUGCGCGCUGACCAUGGCCCAUGCGUCUCAAACACCAUCGUAACAGCAAGAGCAGGCAAAGACCUGAUCUCAAGUCUUGUCUCAGGUGGUGCCAUUGAUGACGCGAGUAGAGACAAAAGAGUAGAGCUGCUCCAGAAAUUUUGCACGGUCUAGUUUUCCUGCAGUGAACUAGUACAUGGAAUACGCAGUGCAAGUAGAGAUAUCCAUACACGCUCUCUAAAGCCAACAACCUCGUACUCAACGGCCCCUUCGGCCUUCGUCCUCUAGAUCCAUCGGUUUAAUCGGGUUAACUCUCAUAACUAAAUACAUCCAUAUUGUUUCUUGAAGCAAACCGGUUCGGUUUGAUUCUCAAAACUGUCUUGUGAAUAAAUUGGUUCCGACACCGGUGGGAAGAUGUCUUGUACACCAAGUAAUUAUUAUCCAGCAAGACUUGUUUUUUCCUUCAUUUAUGGUAUUUGUUUCGAGAUUA
Messenger RNA from Brassica napus (rape), 2342 nucleotides. RefSeq lists its product as uncharacterized. NCBI's taxonomy places the organism in Eukaryota, Viridiplantae, Streptophyta, Magnoliopsida, Brassicales, Brassicaceae. Gene Ontology annotation, biological process: fatty acid biosynthetic process; DNA topological change; acetyl-CoA biosynthetic process. The record is from RefSeq and is a predicted model, not a curated record. The transcript has 11 exons. Gene Ontology annotation, cellular component: cytosol. Gene Ontology annotation, molecular function: DNA binding; DNA topoisomerase activity; ATP citrate synthase activity. Bases 1121 to 2026 code for a protein of 301 amino acids.